UGAAGGUGUUUAGUGGGAGGCGCCAUCUGUGGGUACUAUAUAAGGACUUUAACGCACACAUUCAGCAUCACACUUGUUCUAGUCUUCAAACAAGUAACUUCUACAACCAUGCGUGUGCUAUUGGUCGUGUUGGCGCUGGUGUGUGGUGUCUGCUACGCUGCACAUGUUGGCUACGGCGGUAGAGUAAUUGGCUUCAGUAGUGGAAACUUCGGUGGAGUCGGUGGUCAAAGCUUCGCAGGCUUCAAUAGUGGAAGACCCGGUGGACGCUACUAUGGUAGAAGACACGGAGGCUUCAGUAGGGGAAACUUAGGUUUUGGAGGCUUCAAUGGUGGAAGCAUCGGUGGUAAUGGAGGCUUCAAUGGUGGAUUCAUCGGGGGUAAUGGAGGCUUCAAUGGUGGAGUCAUCGGGGGUGGUAGUGGUUUCAGUGGUCAUGGACACCACGGUGGAUCGAGGUAUUACGGUUACGGACGCAAAUGAGAUGGGUAACACCAGGCUGCCCCAGGGAGGACCAGUACCAGGCUUCCCUAGGGAGGACCAGUACCAGGCUUCCCUGGAGAGGACCAGUACCAGGCUUCCCUAGGCAGGACCAGUACCAGGCUUCCCUAGGGAUGACCAGUACCAGGCUUCCCUGGAGAGGACCAGUACCAGGCUUCCCUAGGCAGGACCAGUACCAGGCUUCCCUGGGGAGGACCAGUACCAGGCUUCCUGCACUACUACGAGAAUAAAACUCGUGAAAAAUUAAA
This is a messenger RNA of Homarus americanus (American lobster), 743 nucleotides long. RefSeq names its product ctenidin-1-like. Bases 109 to 477 code for a protein of 122 amino acids. Lineage: Eukaryota; Metazoa; Arthropoda; Malacostraca; Decapoda; Nephropidae. The record is from RefSeq and is a predicted model, not a curated record. The transcript has 4 exons.